This is a messenger RNA of Necator americanus (New World hookworm), 4206 nucleotides long. RefSeq lists its product as uncharacterized. Gene Ontology annotation, biological process: regulation of DNA-templated transcription. Gene Ontology annotation, cellular component: nucleoplasm; nucleus. Gene Ontology annotation, molecular function: histone H3K4 methyltransferase activity; protein binding; chromatin binding. NCBI's taxonomy places the organism in Eukaryota, Metazoa, Nematoda, Chromadorea, Rhabditida, Ancylostomatidae. The transcript is spliced from 28 exons. The coding region runs from base 1 to 4206 and encodes 1401 amino acids. The record is from RefSeq and is a predicted model, not a curated record.
AUGCAGCUUGGGAGUCUCGAGAAGAGACAGAGAGAGGGUUGGUUUGUUCGCAGGCGCGGCCUUGCAGAAGCUUUUGAGAAAGAGAGUCAGAAUCAGGAUGCACAAAAUUGGGUUGAGGUUGAAAAAGAACAUUCUGGACAUGUAUUCACAUCACAAAUGAGCUACGAAGCCGUACCAUGCAUGUUUCGAAGCUCCGCUCAAAAUGGCAACGGUGAAACGCAGUACCUCGGUUUACUUAUUCGACCAUCGGCUAACCAACAAAACCUUCCUGGUGCUUCUUCUGCCACAGUCGUAGGUAGAACGACAACCGGCCAGUCAAUUGGAGCAGUAACACCUGGAUCGGCAGCUGGCAAACCGCCACAGCCGCUUCUUGUUCAAGGAGUUUACCCUCAGGGCGCACCCAUCGUUGUUCAAGGUGAAACACCGAAGGUUCUUGUACCAGCUAAGGUUCAAGUUCGACUUCAACAUGGCGGCGAUGCUUCGGUAGCUAUUUCUCCAACAGCUUUGCCAACCACAACGCUCCCGAUGACGACGUCGACGAUAGCAUGGCCUCAAACUGCUCCAGUGAAGCCUGCCUUUGCUGCACCCGUUCACAACGCUCUCUCUAGCCCAUGUAACUCGCAGUCACGAAGCCUGUCCGUCUGCUCAGCUUCACCUCAACUCGACUCUUCCCCCAUGUCACCAUUGCAAAAUGUUAUUCAUUAUCACAAUCAUGGAACUCCAUCCACCAGACCAGGCCUGCAGGCUGAUCCUCGAUCUAUGCGUGUUGCUGCUGCUGGUUUGUGGACUGCACCAGUCAGCGACUCGUCAACAACUCCAGACUCUGGAAUCCAGUCAGUACCAGCAUCACCACCGAAUAGUCAUCCAUUAACGCCACCCACACAGAUGCAACUAGAAGGAUGCGACUCAGUUUGUGAGGAGCGUUGUGACAACGACGAAGAUUUUGCGGAUAUGCCACGCCUAUUACCUGCUGAUCAGGAAGAACCACAAUGCAGCAACAGUUCUUUCUCCGUACGUGAAGAUGUUGCGUCAGCUCAUGGAUCUGAGUGCGAGACAGCGCCUACGCCUUCGAUCUCAAUCACAACGACUAUGGACACUAAGGAAAUCGUGGAACAGCUGAUUAUGCUUGAUCCGCAAAAGGCAAAUGUCAUAGCAAAUCUUAUAAAACGGCGUCAAUCAAAUAAUAAGAGGAGAAGCGGCCAUAAACAGGAGAAUGCCACGAAACGAUGUCGUCCUGCCAGCGCCGCAAGUGAGGAUGCUAAGAAAAGCGAAGAGGAGCCAACUGGAACAACGCGGGUGACAACGAGAAGUACCUCUCGGGCGUCUUCCCUAAAAGACGGGCGCAACUCGAAUUUAAAUGUGACCAAGCUGGAAGUUCCAUCUAUGUGCAAAAACGAGUCCAAAGAUGUUACCUCCCAAGAAAUCCCCUCUAUCCCAUGUGUACAACAUUCUACUCUGCCUCCGUCGUCUGAGGAAAGAAGAUGUGGCAUAAACUCAUCUCCAAAUGAGUUUGAGGUACGGAAGUUGUAUCGAGAAGCAGUGAAGAGGAUGCUGCAGGAGAAAGUGACUUUAUUGUUGGAGUCGACUGUUGUUGACCUACAGAGUCUUCAUAUUGGUCUUCGUGAACGACACGAUCGAAGAAAUAGCAGAGAAAGUAAGAACAUGUGGGCUAUAAACUGGGAACAGGUGAAGAAGAGAAGAAGGAAAGAAGAAGAUCGUAAAAGAACAAGCGAACGAAGUGGAAAGAAAAAUGAGGUGGCUCCAAGGCGGCAGGAGAGAGGGCAGCCUAAAUAUGAACAUCGAGAGGAGAAAUUUGGCGAUAUCUUGUUGCAUCCACUUGAGAAAACAACUGAGAAGCGUGGAAGAAAGAGGAGGAACGACAGCUUGGAGACCGAAAAGGGAAGGGAGAGAGAAGAAACGAGAACUCGAUCCGUUCAUUCGACUCCUGUGAAAAAAACGUCAUGUUGCGAAAUACCGAGUAAUCCUAAGAAAGAAAAGGAUUACGAAGAAAUUAUCCGAAGUGUUGCCAUCGGAUCCAUUCCUGAGUGGGAGUCGCCGGUGUUAUCUUGCGGUUGCACACGUGGUGCAUGUACUUCGGAUUCAGAAUGUGUAAACCGUGCUCUAUGUGUGCAGUGUCCGCCAGGAUGUGCUGCUCCGUUGUGUGCGAAUAAGAAAUUCUGGAAGGAUGAUGCGCUAAAAUCCUUGGUAGUGGGCGGGGGAAAGACGCGCAAGAUUCUGCGCACUAAGCAGUCAAGGCGUGCGGGAGACUUUCUGGGAGAAUUUGCUGGAGAAGUUGUCCGUUUCGAGGAUGCUCUAAAGCGUUGGGAAACGAGCUCUAAGACCGAUACGCCACCAGUGAUCCUCUGCUUGACCUCACGUCUUUUUGUUGACGCCACAUUGCGUGGCAACGUAACACGAUACGUGCGCCACUCGUGUAAUCCGAACGCGAGGCUGGAAGUAUGGUCAGUCAACGGCAAAUAUCGCGGAGGCUUGUUUGCACUUGGCGAUAUAGCUUCAGGAGCAGAAAUCACUAUAGAUAUGAACGGGCUUUUGCCAGCGAGUCGAAGUUGCCACUGUGGGGCUACAGACUGCCGGAAGAGGAUAGUUAUGUCGCGAAAUGCUCCAAUCGCUUCCGCUAGCGACCUCUCUAUAAACGAAGAACAUGUUGUGCGCAAAGGCCAAGUGUUUCUCAUUCGGAACAGACAGCACUGCAUUGUUCGUGCGGUUUCGUCAGGUCUUAAUGGGUCAUUUGAAACAUCGACAUCACCAGCUGAUGGGUUGCGUAAGAUUCUCAGGGGGAUUGUCUACAGAGUGCGUCGUACUGACGGUCAUCUUCCGAGAAAGGCAUCAGCAGGUUACCAUCGUGUUAGGAAAGUACUGCACAACGUCGAAAAACGGCAGAUGAGCAGAACGGAAAUUGUUGCUGUUUUUGAUGCGGAAAUGGUCAGAUGGCUUGAUGAGCUCGCCGAUGACGAUCUUGAGAGAGCUUAUGCGGCACUACGAGGAAGAUAUUUUUUCGACGGCGGAAAGUUUGAGAAAGACGAGAAGCCGAAGAGAGAUAGAAGGAAAGAGAGUCGGCUAGUUAACCAAGAUACGAACUUGGAGUAUAUCGAUUCAGCUUUUAGAGUUGGUGGCUAUGAUCCGGAUUCCGUAUGGCCUGAAGGGAAAGCAAACGAAAAGGAUGAUGCGGUACGGUGCGUUUGUGGUUCAUUAGAAGAGGAUGGAGAAAUGACAUUGUGUGACACAUGCAACUUCUGGUUGCACAGUGAAUGCCUUCAAGAUGUUGAUCAGGAUAAUGAGUAUACAUGCCAUUUCUGCCGUGGUACCACAUCUAGAAGUCGUCCAUGUAGUGAUGUUAUACUAGCUAAGCAGCCUGAUAUUCGAUUACACAGCUGCAAUUAUUACAAGGCGCUUGUCAAUAACCGCUCGAUACAAGUUCGACUGAAUGAAACGGUACACGUCAAAAGAUCAGUAGGUGAUGAUCACAAGAAAAUCUUGAAGAAAUUGAUGGAUUUGAGCGAGAAGAAAAAGAAAGAUGAAGAAGUGAACUUUGAAGACAUUCCACCUGCGAACUCUCAACCGCUAGGGCAGGAAACUUUUCAUCGUAAAGAUUUGCGCGUGUUUCGUGUGGAACGUCUAUUUACGGCCCCUGGUGGACAUCGUUUUGUGUUCGGUUUUUACUACGCUCGACCACAUGAAACGUUCUGUGAUUCACAGAGGAUUUUUCAUAGAAACGAGGUGUUUUCCACCCCUUUGUACGACACACUUCCACUGGAUGCCGUUGUUGGAAGGUGUGUUGUACUGGAUCCGUCUGUGUGGUGCAUAGGAAGACCGACAGUGCCAGAAUUUAAGGAAGCCGAUAUCUACGUAUGCGAAUAUCAAAUCGAUCGAAAUCAACGCAGCUUCGAAAAGAUCCCCGCCAAGAACAGAUAUCCCAUCAAUACGCAACCAUAUGUAUUUCGAAAGUUCGAGGAGCCAAUCACUAUCAAGAGAGAUUUUACGCCUUUCAUUGUUGAUUCGUCCAAUUCUGUAUCGAAAUCACCAACUAAACAGGAUAGAGAUCCAUCGGAUGCUAUGAAUACUGAACGUUUCAAGUCUCGAAAUCUUGCUGCAAUAAUGGAAAAGCUUGCUGAACUACGGAAUAAAACGAUCAAAAAGGAGGAAGAAAAGAAAGAAAAACGCCACAGAAAAAGCGGCCCAAAAUGA